AUGAAGCAGGGGUGGCGUCGUCACAUCGGCUACCGUCAAGGCGUAUCCCACAAUCCCAACUCAGUCGUCGCCUUCACCUGGUCGACAGGAGGCGAUAUCACGCACGAUCGUUUCUGGGCAGGGUUUCGGGCAUACAUGGACUUCUUCGUCGAGUCCGUUCUUCGCGCCAAACAAGACUCUGGAGGAAACCGAGACGCUUCCAGAGCCGUGUUCCAGCAUCUGCGACAGCUGGCGAUCACCUUCACGCCCAAGACGCGGUACGUUGACGGUUUCUACGACGCGUGGAACGCUUCCUUCCCGCUGGAAGCGGUCGAGAAGACGCAGGACCAACUGGGAGGAUCCUGUGCGGCUGAACGAGACUUUUGA
Monascus purpureus is the source of this 366-nucleotide messenger RNA. Lineage: Eukaryota; Fungi; Ascomycota; Eurotiomycetes; Eurotiales; Aspergillaceae. The record is from the annotation of a GenBank genome assembly.